Messenger RNA from Hansenula ciferrii, 1482 nucleotides. RefSeq names its product Dml1p (gene DML1). Lineage: Eukaryota; Fungi; Ascomycota; Saccharomycetes; Phaffomycetales; Wickerhamomycetaceae. The coding region runs from base 1 to 1482 and encodes 493 amino acids. Gene Ontology annotation, cellular component: cytoplasm. The transcript has a single exon. The record is from RefSeq and is a predicted model, not a curated record. Gene Ontology annotation, biological process: mitochondrion distribution.
AUGCCUGAAGUGAUCAAUAUCUCACUGUCUCCACAGGCAAACCACUUGGCCACUCAUUUCUACAAUACCCAGGAAUCUUAUAUUGACUACUCGCAAUCAAUCACCAAGUCUCCCAAUGAUCCAGAUGUUCAUUUCAAACCUACAUUAUCUUAUGACAAAUCUUCAUCAAAUUACACUCCAAGAGCUUUAAUAUGGGAUUUCAAAGGCGGGUUUGGAUCCUUGGGCCAAUUUGAAUAUUAUCAAUCUGCUAAUAAUGACCAAGACGGGAACAAUGAUGAAUGGACUGGUACUAUUGAACAAAUCUCAUCAAGACCAAAGAUUAAUAAGAGUGAAUAUCAAAUUGCUUUAGAUAAUGGUCAACAUUUACCACCAUUGAACAAUGAUUCAACCAAAUACUGGACAGACUAUUCUAGAGUCCUUUUUCAACCAAAUAGUUACAAUGAGUUACAUAACUGGGAAUAUGAUCCAGUAGAAUUUCCUGAAGGUAGAUUAUCUCUUGGACAAGAAAGAAAAUUUGAAGGUUAUGAAGUUGGUGUUUCAGAAUGGAAAGAAGAUGGGAAAGGUAUUGAAUUUUUGGAAAAUAAAUAUAGGAAUAUGCUUGAGAAUUGUGAUGGUUUAGAAGGAUUAAAUAUUAUUAGUGAAUUAGAUUCAUCAUGGGGUGGGUUUAGUUCUGAAUUACUAAGAGAUAUUAAAGAUGAUUAUAACCCGAAAACUACUAUUUUCACAUGGGGUAACUAUAAUGGUAAAAGAUUAGAGCAGUUGGGUAACAGAGAAAUCUUAUCUAGAAUAAGGACUUUCUUAGAGUUACAAAGAAAUUCAUCAAUUUUCAUUCCAAUGAGUACACCACAAUCUUUACCAUCAAGUAUAGAUCCUUCAAGUUUAUGGCAAACAAGUGCUUUAAAAUCCCUAGUUUUCGAACCUUUCCAAACCUUGGUUUCACAAAGAGAAAACAGAGUUAGCUUAAGUACAAUAGCUGAUAAUUUAACAUUGGGAACUGAAAGAAGGAUAGUUUCCAAUGUGGAGGUUCAAUUUGGUGAAGAGAAUUUAAAUUUUGCAGAUACUUUCUUCAUUAGGGACCGCGGCGCACCUCAUACUUUUUCCAAAUCUACGGUGCAUAAACCUUCACGCCAGAGUUCUGCUUCUGAUAUUGUUGAAUUAAGUGAGAAGUUUCAAAAAAAGAGUUCAUUGGAUGAUGAUUCCAAGAAGAGAAGAGAAGUGGAUAAGUCUCAUGUUGAUUAUAUCUCCAAGAUCCCAGUUUCUCAAUCUUCAAGUUUUCCAACUUUUUUAAAAUCAAGUGAUUCUUUGAAAACUUCUUUGGAAAUUACAACAAGACCUAAAAAGACAUUACAAGAAAUGAAAACUUUUGUCUCUAGAUUCGUUAGAGGUGAUGAAAGAGAGAAUAUGAUUCAAGAAUUAGAAGUACUAGCCGAAGAGUACGUGUUUGGCUGGGAAGAUAGUGAUGGAAGUGAUGAUGAUUAUUGA